UGAACAACGAAGGUCGCCACAUCAAUCCCUUUGUAGAUAUGUUCGCGUUAAAAUGGUUUGUGUCAGUGGCGUUAUUUAGUUUGGUAGAUGGAUUCGCAUUACCCUUCGAAGGAUUAUACGAAUUGGAUAUUAUACAUUACAACGAUUUCCACGCAAGGUAUGAGGAAACAUCAGUGGAUACUCCUACAUGUCACUUCAACAACGGAUCGUGCUUGGGCGGCUUCCCGCGCCUGUACAGCGAGAUAAUGCAGCUGAGGAAAGAGAAGCCGAAUUCCUUGCUGCUAAAUGCUGGAGAUAGCUUCCAGGGCACCUACUGGUACACAUUACUUAAAUGGAACAUCACUCAGGAGUUUAUGAAUUUGUUGCCUCAUGAUGCACAUGCAAUAGGUAAUCACGAGUUCGACGAUGGUCCGGAAGGUCUCGCGCCGUACCUCAGAGCGCUUAAGGCACCAGUGCUUGCCGCCAACAUGGAUGUCAGCAAAGAACCUUUGCUACAAGAUUUGUUCACACCGCACAUUAUUGUGAAGCGUGGCGGCAGGAAGAUUGGCAUUAUCGGCUUAAUUACUACUGAUACUAAGAAAUUGUCAUCUCCUGGUAACGUUGUGUUCACGGACCCAUUGGAGGCGACAGAUCGCGAAGCAAAGCUGUUGACCGACAAGGGAAUAGACAUAAUCAUUGUACUGUCACAUUGCGGACUUGAAAUGGAUAAGCAAAUCGCACGUGAACACGGCAAGCAUGUAGACAUAAUAAUUGGUGGUCAUUCACAUUCCUUACUGUGGAACGGACCGGCACCCAGCGGUGAAAAAGUUGAAGGACCUUAUCCCGUUUUCAUAGAAACUAGCAAGGAAAAGGAACACCAAGUUCUGAUAGUGCAAGCGUCAGCAUUUACGAAGUACAUGGGUAAUCUGACAGUUUAUUUCGACUAUCUAGGACGCUACGUCAAGUGGGAAGGCGGGCCAAUAUUCCUUGACCGUUCUAUACCUGAAGAUGAGAAGAUAAAGAAGAAGUUGGAACCUUAUGCGAAACUCGUUCACGAAGCGGAGAAUGUUCCUGUGGGUGAAGCAGUGAGGACGUUGAAUGCUGAUGAUUGCGUAUUCGGUGAAUGUACGAUCGGUGAUCUACUGGUGGACGCAUUGACUGAUUACGCUAAAGCGAAUGUAAAAAGCGAUUACGAUCAUCUGGCGUUCAUUCAGCGCGGUAACAUCAAAGCCUCAAUAUUAAGUGGAAAAAUAACAAAGGGAACGAUCUUCGAUGUUCUGCCGUUCAAAGACCGCGUAGUGACAUUCGAACUCCAAGGGAGAUAUGUGCGAGAGGCGCUGGAGCGAAGUGUCAUUGAGGCGUGGGGCUUAACACCCUUUAAGGGUCCAUGGUUACUGCAAGUAUCAGGUCUUAAUGUAACGUACAAUAUAGCGUUACCCGAAGGUCAGCGUAUUGUGUCAGUGAACAUUGGCAACUCAGGAGCCAUAUUGGACGAUGAUAAAUAUUAUCAAGUGACAAUGCCCGCUUACUUAGCCGAUGGUGGGGACGGUUUCACGAUGUUCCAAAAUGGAAAGAAAAAUGUUAAAAUAAUUGGUCGCGAUGAGAGAAUCUUAGAAAUUUAUAUAAAUAAAAAUUCUCCUAUCGAUAUUAGGACGGACGGACGAAUAGAGAUUCUACAGUGAUAUAUACGUAGUUAGUGUUGAUUUCAUAAGAUAAUAACAUAAUAAUAAUUGUAAAGUAAUAUUACUAUUUAAUUGAAUGUGCUCAAAACAUAAAUGUUAUAUUCGAAAUAUUUUUUUUAUUAUAAUAAAGAACCAACAUUUAAAAAACUAAAACUAGUAAGAGGUUAUGUAUUUUACAAGUGUUUUGGUAAUGGAAACUCACGGAUAUAGAAUCAAUCAUGCAGCUCUAUAUUAUAUUCUCUGUAUAGUUGCUAUAAAAGACACCAUUGUAAAGAUAAUUAUAAAAGACUUAGUACCUCAUUUAAUAUAAUUAAUUUCAAAUGAAAUUGACUAAGUUUAACAGUGGUAUGCGCCAGCAACAACAACUUAUGUUGCACGAAUUAUACUCGCCCCGUGCAAUCCAACGACCACCCAGAAGACACGCUCUAGCGUACGUGUCAUAGGCCUUAUAUUAAUCAUCAUUUCCUUCCCAACCUUUUCUUAUAAGGAUAGGAUGGGAAAAGAAGAGGAUUUGAAGGAGGUGUGAACGCAUAAAAGGGAAACAUAUUUUCCUAUGCAUUACCUCCCUCUAUCUAUGUGCAUGUUUACGGGCAGGGAUAGCUUCGCUAUUUCAGUGAAAUUGGGUGUCCGCUUGCUAUCUUAUAGUAUAAGAAAUAAGUUUAUUUUAAAUAAAUUACACAGACUAAAAGAACCAAAAAAGUCAAUA
Messenger RNA from Papilio xuthus (Asian swallowtail), 2367 nucleotides. Its product is annotated as apyrase. Bases 39 to 1661 code for a protein of 540 amino acids. Gene Ontology annotation, biological process: AMP catabolic process. Gene Ontology annotation, cellular component: plasma membrane. Gene Ontology annotation, molecular function: nucleotide binding; metal ion binding; 5'-nucleotidase activity. The transcript is spliced from 11 exons. NCBI's taxonomy places the organism in Eukaryota, Metazoa, Arthropoda, Insecta, Lepidoptera, Papilionidae. The record is from RefSeq and is a predicted model, not a curated record.